UUUCUCUGUGUCAAGUCAUCAAACUCUCACUUUUCUUGGUAUAUUCUACUCUCUUUCACUCACUUCAAUUUCUUGAGAUGCUAGAUUAGUGUCAUUAUAAUUGUGGAAUGUAUUUUUACUCGUUUGUCAUGUGAAAGUUGAAACCCCUCCAUUCAAUAGGCACCUAAGUUAGUCUCAUAUUUAAUGCUAUUGAAGCUAUUGGCUUGUGUUCAGUUACAGCAUUUGGAAGGAGCAAAAGGGUUGGUACCAGAAAUUCACACACUCACAACAUCAAAGCUUUUGUCAUAAAACAAAAAAACCAAACUUUUCCUGAAUUGGGUUCGUAGAAAAUCAGGAUCUGCUGCUUCAGUGCUUCACUGUUUUGUCUUCUAGCUUCUUCUGGAGUCUUCUUCCAUGGAGAGUAGUAACAAGAUGGAACACUAUGAAGUGAUAGAGCAAAUUGGAAGAGGAAAACUUGGUUCAACCUUUCUUGUUCUGCACAAGACUGAGAAAAAGAGGUAUGUGCUGAAGAAGAUUCGCCUGCCCAAGCAAGCAGACAAGUCCAAAGUGACAGCGCAACAAGAGAUGGACCUGAUAGCAAAACUAAAUUACCCUUAUAUUGUGGAGUACAAAGAUGCUUGGCUGGAGAAGGAGGACUAUAUAUGCAUUAUAACUGGCUAUUGCGAAGGAGGUAACAUGGCUGAUAAUAUAAAGAAAGCUCGAGGAUCUUUUUUCUCUGAGGAGAAAGUCUGCAAAUGGAUGACUCAAUUGUUACUAGCUGUCGACUACCUUCACUCCAAUCGGGUGCUCCACAGAGAUGUUAAGUGUUCCAACAUAUUCCUCACCAAAGAAAAUAACAUUCGGCUAGGUGACUUUGGUCUUGCAAAGCUACUUAUUACUGAAGACCUUUCUUCGCCGGUUGUUGGAACUCUAAAGUACAUGUGUCCUGAGGUCCUUGCUGGUACACCUUAUGGUCAUAAAUCUGAUAUGUGGUCACUUGGUUGCUGCAUGUUUGAAAUCGUUGCACAUCAACCGGCAUUUCGUGCUCCAGACAGGAAUGGACUUAUCAACAAGAUAAAUAGAUCUUCCAUUUCUCCACUGCCAAUUGUUUACUCUUCCACACUGAAACAACUUAUCAAGAGCAUGCUGAGGAAAAAUCCAGAACAUAGACCAACAGCAGCGGAUUUAUUAAGGCAUCCUCAUUUACAACCUUUUGUUCUACGCUGUCGUAAUGCAUCAUCUGUUUUUCUACCAGUUCAUCUUAUAAGUAGUAACUCAAAGGAUAAAACAAAAAACAAAUCUAGUGGUGGCAAUGACCACAGGGACAAAGAAGCUGAACUAGCAGGAAUAGUAAAUCAUUUGGAGCGGGUUUAUCCAAUUGAGGGAAAUGGAGAUGUACAGACACGGCAACGGGCUGAUGACAGCAAGCUAGCAGUGUCAACAAGCGCAGAAGACAACCCUGAGACUAAAAUGGUUGAUCCUACCAGCUACACUGUGGAAUUUUCUACUAGUAUUAGUGGCUCAAAAGAUGGUUCAACAACAUCUGAAUCAACCAUUUGCAGUGUGUGCAAGGAAGGAGACUUUAAAAAUAGACUUUCAAGAGACACAGCUGACAGCGAGAUCACUUCAACAAGUACACUGGAUUCUGUGCAUGAACAACAAGGAUUUGCUGCUGAACAUUUUCAGAAGUCAUAUGCAAUUGACAUAAAUACAGCAUUUAAAAAUGUUGAAGAUACUUUUUCCAACGAAGGUUUCAAUAAAGAUGAAGCACAGAAUGAAGAUGCCAAACCAGAGGACUCCAGUAAAUCAAUUAUGUCCAGUGAAGACAGCAACAGUCAUGAUAAAGAUGAGUACGUUGAUGAGAUCACAUCAAAGAGGACACUAGAUUCUGUACAUGAAGAACUAGGAUUUACCGCUGAACAUUUUACGGAGUCAGAUGUGAUUGACACUAAUGCAGUGACUACUGAAGUUGAAGAUACAUUAUACAAUGAUGCUUUUGAUCAAGCUGAAGCACAGAGAGAAGAUGCCAAACCUGAGGACUCUGGUAACUCAAUAAAGUCCAGUGAAAACAGCAGUAGUAUUGAUAAAGAUGGGUUCACUAAUGAUAUCACAUCAAAGAGUAUGCUAGAUGUUGUGCAUGAAGAACAAGAGUUUGCUGCUGAAAUUUUUCAGGAAUCAGAUGUGAUUGACAUAAAUGCAGUGACUACAAAAGUUGAAGAUAAACUUUGCAAUGAAGGUUUUGAUAAAGCUAAAGGACCUGAGAGCUCCAGUGAAUCAAUAAUGUCCAAUAAAAACAGCAAUGGUAAUGAUAAAGAUGGGUCCAUUGAUGAGAUUGGAACAAAGAGAACGCUGGAUUCUGUGCAUGAAUAUCAAGGUGCUGCUGAAAAAUUUCAGAUGUUCGAAGCAAUUGACGAAAAUGCAGUGAAUACAAAAGUACAAUUGACUAAAGGAUCUGAGAGCUCCAGUGAAUCAAUAAUGUCCAAUGAAAACAGCAAUGCUAAUGAUAAAGAUGGGUCCAUUGAUGAGAUUGCAACAAAGAGAAAGCUAGAUUCUGUGCAUGAAUAUCAAGGUGCUGCUGAACAAUUUCAGAUGUCUGAAGCAAUUGACGAAAAUGCAGUGAAUACAAAAGUACAAUUGACUAAAGGACCUGAGAGCUCCAGUGAAUCAAUAAUGUCCAAUGAAAACAGCAAUGGUAAUGAUAAAGAUGGGUCCAUUGAUGAGAUUGCAACAAAGAGAACGCUAGAUUCUGUGCAUGAAUAUCAAGGUGCUGCUGAACAAUUUCAGAUGUCUGAAGCAAUUGACAAAAAUGCAGUGAAUACGAAAGUUGAAGAUAAACUUUUCAAUGAAGGAUUUGAUGAGGCUCAAGUACAUAUGGAAAAAGCCAAACCUUUGAGCUCCAAUGAAUCAAUGGUGUCCCUUGAAAACAGCAAUGGUAAUUAUAAAGAUGGGUCCAUUGAUGAGGUCCCAUCAAAUAAAACACUAGAUUCUGUGCAUGAAGAGCAAGGACUUACUGCUGAACAUUUUCAGACAUCCGAAGCAAUUGACAUAAAUGCUGUGAAUACAAAAGUUGAAGAUAUACUUUCCCAUGAAGGUUUUGAUAAAGCUGAAGCACAUAGGAAAGAUGCUAAACCUGAAGACUCCAGUAAAUCAAUGUCCAGUGAAGAUAGCAACGAUAAUAAUGAAGUUGGGUCCAUAAAUGAGGAGCCGAUCGUAGAUUCUGUUAACAUUGAACACCACACUGAAACUAAAAGCUGCUUGAAGGAAAAUGAAAAUCCUGAAGCUUUUAGAGAAGACUUACACAUGGACAGCUCGAUUUCUGAGCGUAAUGAUACACUUCUAGGUGGGAAUGAAGGCAGGGAAAACACACACAUAAUCGGUUGUUCCACACAUCAAGAUGACAAUGCCGUUCUAGUUGAUAAGCCACCAAAUGGCAUUUCAAGUGCACAUAUAUCAGUAAGUGGUGAUAAAACAAAGAGUUCGUUGGGUAAUUCAUGCCAGCAAAGAGCUGAUGCUUUGGAAUCUCUGCUCGAGUUAUGCGCCCAACUACUUAAGCAAGGAAAGCUUGAAGAGCUUGCUGCUGUUCUAAAACCAUUUGGAGAAGAUGCUGUUUCUGUUUCAUCCAGAGAAACAGCAAUAUGGCUAACAAAAAGCCUCAUGACCUCACAAAAGUUUAAUUCAGAAACUUAGUUUGUCAAAGUUUCUCAUUGUUUAUACAUCAUUGUAAGAAAGAUGUGUAUUUCCAAAUAUUAUGAGUUUGUUCCUUGAGACUUUUGCUUGAUUGAAGAUUGGUGGCUGGAAAAUAACGUCCUACAAAUUCUUUCUUGGUAAAUGGUUUAUUGUAAAUUGGAUUAAAUUAUAUUUGAAAUGGUUGAAUAUUCAUUGGUGUUUUUCUGUAAGCAAUGGUAAAUAAGGCCUCGAACUUGAGGUUUUAUUUAUUUGGUGGACUUGUUUAAUAGAUAUGUUGAUUCGCUUGGUUU
Messenger RNA from Abrus precatorius (Indian licorice), 3956 nucleotides. RefSeq names its product STE20-like serine/threonine-protein kinase. The transcript is spliced from 13 exons. The record is from RefSeq and is a predicted model, not a curated record. Gene Ontology annotation, biological process: protein phosphorylation. Bases 394 to 3666 code for a protein of 1090 amino acids. Gene Ontology annotation, molecular function: protein kinase activity; ATP binding. NCBI's taxonomy places the organism in Eukaryota, Viridiplantae, Streptophyta, Magnoliopsida, Fabales, Fabaceae.